Messenger RNA from Calliphora vicina (urban bluebottle blowfly), 2266 nucleotides. RefSeq lists its product as uncharacterized. Gene Ontology annotation, biological process: proteolysis. NCBI's taxonomy places the organism in Eukaryota, Metazoa, Arthropoda, Insecta, Diptera, Calliphoridae. The coding region runs from base 302 to 2125 and encodes 607 amino acids. The transcript has 2 exons. The record is from RefSeq and is a predicted model, not a curated record. Gene Ontology annotation, molecular function: cysteine-type endopeptidase activity.
CAAAAAAUUAAUGACAAUACAUACAUAAAACAAUAAUAUCGGUUUUCAUGUGCCACAACAUAUUUUGACAUAGUCAGUCGUUUUACUACAUAUAAAAAAUAUUGUAUUUGUUGCCGAAACGCUCUCACCUGAUUAAUACGCCUUGCUGACUAACAUUUCAUUUUUAACUCACAAUUAAAACAAAGUGAUUUUAAAAAUAAAUUCAUACAUACAUAUUAAAAUAACGAAAUAUCAGUAAUUUAUUUGGUUGUCUGGUUUUUUUUCACGUAAAUAAGUCUUUCACAAAGCAUUGCAUCCAAAAAUGAGUGAACAAGAUCUAGAAAUGUCUGGAUUAGGAAUAAAGCUGAUAACUGUUCAAUGUAGAGAACAUCCAAAAGUUUAUACGCAAUUAGCUGGUUGCGUGGAGUCAUAUGCAUGGGAUUUAAACGAAGACGAUGAUAUAGUGAAGCCAAAUGAAAUCUAUGAACGUUUAUCAAGUCCAAUAUACACACACUAUUCCACACUAUUAAUAAGGAUAGAUUGUUGUUAUCGUCCCUGUCGCGGACAAAAUCUACGCAAAAUAUUAAACGCCAUCCAAUGCAAUAAAUCUUUACGCAAUAAAUUGAAAGUGAUUUUUACUUCCUAUGUUUUAUACGAAGAAGACGAAGAUAAUCCUUGUGCCGAAAUGUGGACAGAUUUCGACAGUUUUAUAAGCAGUCAACUGGAGAACACUUUUUUGUUUCAGGAAUAUAAACUAGAUCUUCAGUUGGAGACAGUAGUACAGCAAUUAUUUUCUGCACUGCAAUGUCAGAAAUUUAUAACCGCACAAGAAAUGCAAAUGAAAUUCGCUGGUCGUUGGGCACUCAUACACCAGGGUGAAGGAAAUGUUGAAUUAUAUUUUUAUGCUGUGAAUCCAGCAUUGGUCAUUAUCAUAAAUAAUUACUAUUUUAGAAAUGGCACACGCGAGGGCAGUGACAAGGACGUUCAUAAUCUUAUACAUAUGUUGGAGAAAGCAAGAACUCAUUAUAUUCUAAAAGAAGAUAUUAGUCGAGCUGGUCUUCAAAGGUUGACAAAAUAUUUAAGCCGAAAAAAUCUCAAAUUACUUCAGAGUUUGUAUUUUAUUAUAAUGAGUCAUGGCUCUGCAAAUGACAUGAUCCACACGAAGGAUGGCAAAGUAAACUUUAUCAAUGAUAUAUUACAACCCAUACAAUUCAACGACAGCUUAAAGGAAACAAGUAUUACAUUCUUCAAUGUCCAUUGUCGUGGUGAAAUAAAUGCUGAAUAUGCAGCUCCUGAUGCCUACGACAAGAUACAGCAGACCCAAAUUGAACAGUUGAAACCCAAUAUUUCGAUAAAUUACAGUGUUCCCAAUUCAUUUAUAUCACCUAGAAUUCCUGAAAGUGGCGCGCCAUUUAUUGCAUGUCUUUGUAAAGCAUUUGACACUUUGGAUUCUCCAUGUCACAUCAAAACUCUACAUGAAAAAAUUUGCAGCUAUUUACAAUAUCAACCUUACUACGAAAUGCUGGAUUGCUUUAGCCAAUCUUCGGAAUUAGUUAUGGGUGAUGACACACAACCACAUUGCAUUAAGCCAAUGUCUGUUAAUGCCAAGGAAUUUAUAAAAUUAUUUAAAUCGAUAAAAAAUGAUUUUCGUAAACCGCACAAUAAACACAAUUAUGCAUUACGAAAUAGAGUAAAUCGUAGUUAUUUUUACAACAGAUAUACUCGUAUAUUGAACAAGUAUAGAAAUAUACAUCACACUAGGACAUCCUCAUCCAAAUCGGUGAACAAAUCAUUUUGUUUAUAUGCCAAAGGAAAGCAAUUUCAGAAAUAUAUGAAUGAAAAGAAAUAUAUUUGCAGCGAUUUGAAUGAAGAAACCUGUUAUUUUGAGGAGACCAAAAGCCAAUUAGAAUUAGAUCAGGAAGGGAAAGGUCGUCGUGUAUGGCGCGAACUAUAUGCAUACCGCGAUUUGAAUGAAGAAACCUGUUAUGUUGAGGAGACCAAAAGCCAAUCAGAAUUAGAUGAGGAAAAGAAACGUCGUCGUGUAUGGUGCGAACUAUAUCUAGACCGAUGGGUAUACAUAAACAGGUUUCGACGUUAUAAAGAAACACUACUUACAUUAGAGGAUGAAGAGGAUGAAGAUAUAUGAAAUGUUUAUGAAAAAAUCUACUAUUUUUUAAAAAAAACCGGUUUGUCGGUUUAAUUAUCUUAGAUAUUUCAAGAAUAUACAUACUUAUACCGUUUUAUAUACAGAACAAAUAAAAUAACAAAAAAAGUACACUACACAUUA